Messenger RNA from Pantherophis guttatus, 1441 nucleotides. RefSeq names its product transmembrane inner ear (gene TMIE). Gene Ontology annotation, biological process: inner ear morphogenesis; sensory perception of sound. The record is from RefSeq and is a predicted model, not a curated record. NCBI's taxonomy places the organism in Eukaryota, Metazoa, Chordata, Lepidosauria, Squamata, Colubridae.
UGCUGCCCUCCCUUUGAAAAAAAACAAAACAGGCCUGUACUAACCGAAUCACCUCCUCCCCAGGGAUAAUGCCCUACCCUGAGCAAGAACCGUAAAAAAAACAAAAAAAAAAACAAGAUAUUUGCAGCCUCCUGGCUUCCUCAUUCAGCUGAGCAAGGCUGCCUGUAAGCUAACCUGGGCUAAUGAAUUAAUUAAUGGCCCUGCCUGGACAGUGACAGGGAAGGGACAAAAGGGGGAGGGGGGGAGCCAUCUCUCCUCCAGCCGAAGCAGCCUCCCGGUUUGCACCGGCGAAGGGAGAUGGCCUGGGAUCCGAAUACUCGAAGCCCCCUCUGUCCGUUUGGGGGCUCAACCUCCAUCCUGCUCUGCUCUGCUAGCACUGCCUGGAGCCAGCUAAUUCAGGCAACCACCGAACCGCCAAAAAAGAAACCAGAUCCCGUCACAUCGGAAACCGUGGUGAUCUGGGGUUUGCGACUCUGGCAAGUGGUUGGGAUUUUUGCCAUUUUUGUGCUGAGUGUUAUCAUCACCCUCUGUUGCAUCUUCAAAUGUCGCAUCCCGAGGACCAAGAAGGAGAUCGAGGCCCGCUAUGCCAAGAGACAGGCGGCCAAGAUGUACGCAGACAAGCUGGACACUGUGCCCCCCCUUAAUGAACUGACCGAGAUCCCAGGAGGUCUGGCCAACGUGAAGGCAGAGGAAGAAGAAGAAGAAGAAGAAGUGCCCACCGUAUCAGGCAAAGUAGAUGCCCAGAAGAAGAAAGAAAAAUCAAAAGAGGGAAAGAAAGAAAAGAAGAAGCAGCAAGAAGAAAAAGAAGAAAAGGAAGCAUCUGAGAAGGACAGGAAAGAGGGAACAAAGCAAAAACAAAGCAAGAAAGAAGGGAAUGAGACAAAAUCAGAGAAGAGGAAGAAAGAGGAAGGAGGAAAGAAUGGCAGCAAAGAGAAACACAGAGGCAGUUCCAGAGCACGUUCGAAAACACCCGGAAAUCCUAAAACUUCAUCCCGGAAAAAGUGAGUGAAGAUGAGAGAAAAUUGCAAGAGAGAGAAAGAGAGAGAGAAAAACAAACCCAGAGGCUUUAAAAAAAAGAGAGAGAGCACUUUUUGCACUUUUUCAAGGUCUUCUGAGUGUUUGCAUCGCUUUGGACUCAUUAAAAAUAAAUGCUGAUCAAUAAAAAUAAAUCUCAAGCUUGAGGUCUAGAAACUUGAACAAGCAUCUUGAAAUCCAUAUUGGCGAUCUCUUUUGUCCUGUUGCAAAAAAGAAAAGAAAAGUACAAUUGUGAACUCAAUUCAGAAUAUUUAGGGGGGGAAAGGAUUGUUUUUAGCAACUGUAUUUGUCCAGUGCAAUAACUUAAUCCGUAAAAAAAAAUCCUAAUUGUUUUGGAAAAAAGCAAUAUAUGGGGGAAAUAAUUAUUAUCCCAAUGAUAUGCGUUUGCACGUGGCAAGACCCAGCA